Molecule: messenger RNA, 519 nt
Organism: Oncorhynchus gorbuscha (pink salmon)
Lineage: Eukaryota; Metazoa; Chordata; Actinopteri; Salmoniformes; Salmonidae
Product: vegetative cell wall protein gp1-like
Exons: 2
Coding region: 1-519 (172 amino acids)
Source: RefSeq, a predicted model, not a curated record
AUGCUGCUGCCUGUGUCUGGCUGGUCCGUCCUGGACGACACGGUGCAGUGCUCCCCAGCCCAGCCCCCCAGCUCCCCAGCCAGCCUCCCAGCCCAGUCUCCCAGCUCCCCAGCCCAGCCUCCCAGCUCCCCAGCCCAGUCUCCCAGCCCAGUCUCCCAGCUCCCCAGCCCCCCAUCUCCCCAGCCCAGCCUCCCAGCUCCCCAGCCCAGCCUCCCAGCCCCCCAGCCCAGCUCCCAGCCCCCAGCCCAGCCGCCCAGGCCCCCAGCCCACAGCUUCCCAGCCCCCAGCCUCCAAGCCCCCAGCCUAGCAGUCCAGCCCAGCAUCCCAGCCCCCAGCCUAGCAGUCCAGCCCAGCAUCCCAGCCCCCAGCCUAGCAGUCCAGCCCAGCAUCCCAGCCCCCAGCCUAGCAGUCCAGCCCAGCAUCCCAGCCCCCAGCAUAGCAGUCCAGCCCAGCCCCCCAGUCCAGCCCAGGGCCCCAGUCCAGCCCAGCCUACAAGCCGCCACCAGCAAGUCACAAUAA